AUGCCCUCCAGUCACAACAGAACACCCUUUCAGAACACCCUGCAGGAAGCCGACAUCUCUAUACAGACCCACAUGCACGGUACUGAUGGAUUCUGGGAGGAGACACUCAAGCUUCCCACCAGUGCCCAUGGCACCCUCUAUCCACGGAAGUACUGCACACCAUCCCCCAGGAGCCCCGGGAUCAGAAACAUCCCCAUCUCUUUCAGGCCAGAUAAAGCAGAAGAGACCCCAACAAAGGACCGACAAUUGGCAGACCAGGGCAGAGUGAGGGGUGAUCCCAAUCCUCGCAGUGAACUCCGGGCCACAGACUGGAAAACGCGCGCGGGCGCCCAACGCAGCCUCGUCCUGAGUUACACAAGCGACCGUGCUGGGACGUUUCUCUUUCUUUUCCGGACCCAGCAGUGGCGCCUAAAGUCUGCAAGGAGAAAAUCUCCUGUGUGCUGCAGUGACCCCAGCUCCAGUGACUACAGCUCCAAGGAGAACCAGGCCAGCAAUGAUGCCCAUGAUGGGGAUGGUGGGCUGACAAGACGGCUUUGGGAAAAAAGGGGAAGAAGGCACCACCACAGCUGCCCACUUCUGGAAGGUUCCAUUCCCUGCGGGCCUGGUCUCUACAAGCUCCAUGUCCUGAGUCUGGUCCUCCCCAUCCCGCUGCCAGGAUCUGGAAAGAAACCCAGGAGGAUUCCUCUCCCUCAGGACCAGAGGGAGUUAGACAUUCUAGUGUUGGUCUCAUUUUCCUUCCUUCCUUGUGGGAGGCCAGCCCGGGAGAUCUACAGGCGAUCAGGGAGGCGUCCCGUGCCCCCUGGUACCCGCGCGCUGCAGCGUCUCCUUCCCGUUCUUCUCGUGUCUGCGGAGUCACCCCACAUGCCCUCCAGGUAGGCCCUGACCUGCUUUGCAAAUUC
Molecule: messenger RNA, 899 nt
Organism: Rhinopithecus roxellana (golden snub-nosed monkey)
Lineage: Eukaryota; Metazoa; Chordata; Mammalia; Primates; Cercopithecidae
Exons: 6
Coding region: 1-876 (291 amino acids)
Source: RefSeq, a predicted model, not a curated record